AUGGUUUGUUUGCUUACCCUCAUUCAACCCAUCCUCAAGAACCAUUCCGUAGUACUAACUUCCCAUUACUCAGCAACUGAUUUACAAUCAUCAAUAAGACAAACCCGAAGAACGGAAGCCGUUGUUGAUCCAAGAGCAUCCAUUCCCACGGCAGUGCUGCGUGUUUGUUAUCCCUCCUACACUGCCCUCCGGUACAAUACCUUAAACAGAAGCAACCCGUUCCUGUCUAAAUUUAACCUUGUUUUCAAUGUUUUCAAAGACAUGUUAAACAAGUCCAAAAGGGAUUUCCACGACAUGUUCACCAAAACAUACGGCAUCAUUUAUGAACAGAAUUCCUAUGUUUUCACCGACUUAUUCAAGGAAUUGGAAAGAUAUUAUGCAACUGGACAAGUUGAUUUGGUGGACGCGAUGGACGACUUCUUCAAUACAUUAUAUCAAAAAAUGUUCACGGUUCUUAAUGCCCAGUAUACUUUUGAUGACAAGUAUUUGGAAUGCGUCAAUGAGAGAAUGAAGGAAUUAAAACCUUUCGGAGAUGUACCUAGCAAAUUGUCCACACUACUUAAGAGGUCAUUUGUGGCUACAAGGACAUUUUCUCAAGCACUGCAUGUUGCUGCAGAUGUAGUAAAAAACAUGGAAAAUAUGAGCAUUAGUGAAUCAUGCCACUCUGCUGUAGCUAAGAUGUCCCAUUGCCAAGCCUGCAGUGGCCUAAGUGAAUUGAAACCUUGUUCCAACUAUUGUACCAACGUAAUGAAAGGUUGCCUAGCUUACCAUUCCGUAUUGGAUUCCCAUUGGAAUAGUUUUAUUGAUGUAACUGAUAAAGUAGUUGACAGACUUCUCGGCCCAUUCAAUAUCGAAAUGGUUGUUGAACCAAUUGACAUAAAGAUUUCUGAAGCUAUAAUGAUCUUCCAAGAAAAUGCUCAACAAGUUUCUCAAAGGGUUUUCACAGGCUGUGGGAAACCCACUCUGGGCAGGAACAAAAGAUACAUCACUAAAACUAGGCUAGGUACUCACAAAAGUCGAAGAGCCACUGGUGAAAUCGAACUGGAAACUUUUGAUUUUUCAAACAGAGGAGGUGGUGGAGAGGAGAGUACCCACGGAAGCGGAGAAGAAAUGGGGAAACUUGAGAGUGUUUUAAGAGAAACUAGAGAGGCAUUGAAGAAUACUAAAAAUUUUUGGCAGAAGUUUCCUUAUCAUAUGUGUGGAAAGGGAAUGACAGCAAGUACGCAAGAUCCUUGUUGGAAUGGCAAAUCAAAAGAUAGAUACUUAACUGAUGUCAUUGGAGAUGGUAUCAUAAAUCAACAAAAAAAUCCAGAAGUUGCCAUUGAUGUUUCUCUGCCUAACAGUCUAGUAAACGAACAAGUUUUCUCACUGAAAACUAUAAACAACAGGCUAAAAAGUGCAUAUAAUGGGAUGGACGUAGAUUGGAUUGAUAAUGAGGAAUUCUACGGCUCCGGUGGUAGUGGUUCUGGUGCUGGAAUCGAUGAAACAGGAUCAGGAAUGUCCCCGACAGACGUGACUGAAGCUCCAGACCCAUCUUCUUCAGAACCUGCAACGCCGAAAGCAGAAGACAACAAUAAAGAACCAAAUGAAAUAGAUCCCAUUCCAGAUUUACGAAAUAAUGUCACUGUAGUUAACACUAAUGGUAAUUCUAUUGCAGGUGCGCCAAAAUGUGAUAUUGCGGCAAUCACAUUCAUGAUCCCACUUAUUGCCUGUUUACUUGGAGGCAGUUCUCUUUGAAUAUUCUAAAACCAAUACAAUGGCAAACCAAACACAAAAGAUUCAGAAUUCUAUUUCAUUUGUAUGUUAAAUUCAAAUUAGUCAAAUUGUCAACAUAAUUCAUUGACUUACCCAACUAAUUUAUUUUUUUUUAGUUUGGAUUAUAACAUAUUACUUCCUGAAAAUUUGAUGUAUUGUUUAUCAGUCUUUUUUGAUUGAUUAGUAAUGGAGGAAGAGAAGUAAUAUUAAAAUUUAUUAUUUCCUUAGUUGAGAAAAACAAAAUGGAAUACUGAAAAGUUAUUUUAUUAUAAGACCACAAUAGCUAUAUUUGUGAUAAGUUCUCCCUUGAUGGUGUUCCGAGAUUGUUAGGAUAUUUGAGGAUAUCAGGAUGUAUUUAAGGUUAUCUUUUUAAAUAUAUAUUCUUGAAUUCCAAUCAUAAUUUAUUAGAUUAACAAAAUUAAAUAUUUUUAUAAUUAUUUGAAUUGUGUAAUUGGUUUCAUGAAUGAAUGUCUUGUAUAGGUGGAUUUAAUAAGUAUUUUGUGGCAAAUAUUUUGGGUCAGCUGAUUGGAAAUGAAUCAUGAUCAGUAGUAAAUAUGUAUUUUAAAUACUAUUGAGGAAUCAGAGUAAUUUCUUUUCAAUUUUUUUGAUGAAUGGUGAAAUUAGUUUUUACACUAAAGAAAAAAAUAAGUUAUUAAAUUAAAUUAAAAAAAAAAAAAAAUAGUUUCGUAUUAACAAAAAAGUGAGACAAGAUUAAGCAUUUCUUGUGUUACUUUGAAUAUUUCAUUAACGUUUUAAUUCAGUUAUAAAAAAUAUUGAAUUAUGAAUAUUUUUCUGUUUGGAAUUCGGUUGUACAUGUUGUUGAAGAGAGAUAUUUACUACAUCAUCUAAGGAGUGAAAUAUUUUAAAAUUGGCUGUGCCAAAAAUAUACUAUUUAUUAGUAUAUUUUUAAUUGCAAAAAGAUUUAUAAUAUUUAAGAAAUAUUUGUAUAAGAUCUUUUUGACUUAGAUUUAUUAGUAUCUAUUUGUACAGAUUUCGAACUCUACCACUACGUAAAAGGAAGAAAAAAAAUUAAUCAAAUGCUGCAGUUUUUUCUGACUGAUGUAGCUUUUGUUUUGUUUUCUUUAUAUGAUUAAUAGACUUUAAUUUUUUUUUUUUUUGUAACGUUUAGGUGCUAACAAUAUUUUGUAAAUACUGAUAUGAAUUUCAUUAAGUAGUUCCUUGAAAUUGAUUAUAUUAUGCUUUGAAUUCAAACUUUAUUAAGGUGUAUACUAAUAAUAAAUGGUUAAAUUUGCUUAAGCAGGGUGUAACUAAAUUGUUUGGUACUUAAUCGCUUGUUGGUAGGUUCUUAUCAGCUACAAAUCCUGUAGUUAUUGAAAGAUAUCCUUGAUUAAUAUGAAUCCUUAAUAGUUAUAACCACAGAUUGUAAAGCAAUGAUGGGCAAUUUGAGGAUUUGGUUAUUUAAUUCAGAAUCUUAUGGUUGUAGACUUUUAAUAUUUCAACUUUUGAUAAUAUUAACAUGUUAUUGGAGUUUAGUAUUUCAGUAGUUUUUUAAUUUGAGCCACUCGCAGAAAGCUGGAAAAAAAUUGCCCAUCGCUGUUGUAGAACUUUUAACUUAUCACUCUAAUCAUUCAAAUUAUGAUUCAACAGUUUUGGAAAAUAACAACUGCCUCCAUGAAUAUUGUAAAUGUUUUUAUUUCAGUGAAAGUAAAACUCAAGAGACCUGUUAAAUAUUUUUGUUUACAGUUAAACCUCUUUAUUUGGAACUUACAGACAAUUCAAUGGUAUAAAAAAAUGUAAUGAUUUCAUUAACGUUAUUUUGCCAUUGGCUUAAGUAUGUUAUUCAUUCAAAUAAUUCAAUUCAAUGCACUGUUACGAUUUUUAAAAGAUUAAUUUUCUAUUUUAUUUUAUCAUCAAUUUAUCGAAAAUGCUAUGGUUGGGUUGAUAUUUUAUUAACAUUGAAGUAAACUUUAAAUGAUUUCAUGCCUAUCAAAUGAAUUCAUGAUCAAUGCGGAAGCCGAGAUUUGUAGUUAUUUUUGAUUGUGUCAUAUAUAUUAAUUAGUAACUUUUUUUUUUAUAACUGUUCAUGAUUUCAAUGUAUUGAGGUUUAAUUGUAUUUGGUUGUUUGUCUUUUUAUUUGAAUGAGUUACGUAAUUGCGAGUGGAAAAUGUUUUGGGGGGAUACAGAUGAAGGUU
This is a messenger RNA of Nezara viridula (southern green stink bug), 3908 nucleotides long. The record is from the annotation of a GenBank genome assembly. Lineage: Eukaryota; Metazoa; Arthropoda; Insecta; Hemiptera; Pentatomidae.